AUGAAGACAUCAGGGAAAGCGCCAUCGAGCAUGUCCUCAUGGCUACUCCUGACUACAUGCUUGCUUCUAUUUGCCGGAAGCUCAUUUGUCGAAGCCACUAUUACCGUCGUAAGCACUCAGCAAAAGUUUCCUAGUGAGCCUGUCAAGGGAAUUGGAAGGCACAUGUGGAAGGGAUACGAAUAUAUUGGGCGUCUUCAAUAUUUUCCGCAUCAUUUGGAUUUGUGUGAAAUUACCGAGCCCGUGACUAUUACUGUUCCGCAGGACAGUGUUCCAGUUGCUCUCUUGGCAUCCGCUGGAGGUUGUACCAAAGAAGAACAAGCUCAGAUUGCCUCCACAAUGAUCAAGCCCCAAAAUGUUGUGAAUUACUUGAUUUUAGAGGAUUCGGGGAAAAAGAGAAGAGCAACUACCCUAGGACACGAGGAGGAAGACGACACCAAGGAUGAUGGUAUUCUCACUGUUGAGGACGACGUGGAAGUUGGUGACGAAGAUGAAGACUUGCUAUUCAAUCUAUGGAAUCAAAGGGUUCUGCAGGAUGAUGGCAUCAAAGUUGCUGUUUUAAAGGUUAAUCGAAAGACAUACGACCGAUUGCUGACCCUUACCGCAAUGGAAUCCCAAGUUGAUCGAGAAAACGGAGGAACCAAAAUUAUCAUGAACUCCAAGGUUCCAAAUGCAACAGCAAGGAGUAUUUUGGCAUGGGCAACUAUUUCUUUGGCAUUCUGCUGUUGUUCUUGCUUUUGUGUCAGCCUCGCAUACCAACAUGGAGUCUUCACGGUCGAAACCGAACAAGAAGCUCCGCCUCCUCGACCGAUCCGACGUAGACUCACGGUUGCGCAAGUCCGAGAAAAGUUUCCUUCUUAUCGCUUUUACCCCGGCAUGAAUGGACCGAUUGAAGAGGAAGGAGAACACGAUGAAGAGGAAGGACUAGAAACGGCUUCACAAAUGAUGGGUGAAUGCUCUAUCUGUCUGGACGAUUUCAUCGCCGGACAACGGGUUCGACAGCUUCCGUGUGGCCACGUCUUUCAUUCGACCUGUAUUGCUAGAUGGUUGGUGGAACGAAAUGCUGUCUGCCCGCUAUGCAAAUUAGAUGUCUUUGAGGAAGAAGAAGAAGAAUCAUCUUCGUCGAGCGAAGAAGAAGCAGCAGCAGAAGCCGAUCCAUUGGUAUCGGAAACACCAAGCACACGCGAAGAGGAAUUGGCCAAUCAAGUGGUUGCUUCGAGUUCAAGAUGGUGGCCGUUUUCAUCCACGUCACCAGGAUCUCCAGCUCCUGGAACUAGAUGGGCCAUGCGAUGGUUAUCACAACAGCGAAGGAGAGGGAAUGGAGAUAGCGACAUGCUGACGGAGAUGACCAAUCCUCUUCUUGCUACCGAUCGAAGUGAGGCUGUGGAUGUUAUAGAAUUCCAAUCUCCAACCAAUGGAAAUGCUGAAUCAUCGGAGGAUGCUCAAGCGAAUUCAGAAACAGCGGAACAAGAAGAAACUCCUGCGGAAUCAUCAGAAACACCAUCCGAGGCAUCGUCAUCGAACGAAGACAGCGGCGAAGCGGCAUCGACUCCGGUCGAAGUCUAG
Messenger RNA from Cylindrotheca closterium, 1563 nucleotides. NCBI's taxonomy places the organism in Eukaryota, Bacillariophyta, Bacillariophyceae, Bacillariales, Bacillariaceae. The record is from the annotation of a GenBank genome assembly.